Molecule: messenger RNA, 1539 nt
Organism: Asparagus officinalis (garden asparagus)
Lineage: Eukaryota; Viridiplantae; Streptophyta; Magnoliopsida; Asparagales; Asparagaceae
Exons: 3
Coding region: 1-1539 (512 amino acids)
Source: RefSeq, a predicted model, not a curated record
AUGAUCGGUCGAUCCGUGAGUUCUACCCAUAUAUCUUCAACCUCUAGAAACAACUUGCAUCCCUGGAAUAUUAGCAUUAUCAAGUCUGGCCCUUGUCUGAAAGAUUCUCAUAUUAGAGCUCUAUCAUCCCCUGUUUCUAAAGAUGAAAUUACAAAAGCCAUUUUCUCAAUGUCUGAAGAUAAAGCUCCAGGACCAGAUGGAUAUGGUGUUUCUUUCUUCAAAGGAGCUUGGAGUAUUAUAGGUGAAGAUAUUACUCAAGCAAUUAUGGAAUUCUUCAACUCUGGAAAGCUGCUAGGUGCUAUCAACUCAACAUCUAUUACUUUGAUUCCAAAGAGGGCUCAGACAAGGGGACCCUCUAUCCCCGUAUCUUUUCAUUCUUGUUAUUUCAAUGGACAAAGAGGGCUCAGACAAGGGGACCCUCUAUCCCCGUAUCUUUUCAUUCUUGGCAUGGAAUAUCUCUCAAGAAGAUUGGACAUUUUGAAGAGUGAUAAUCAAUUCAAAUUUCACCCCAAAUGUAAAAAACUCAAGACUACUCACCUCAUCUUUGCCGAUGAUUUACUUCUAUUUGGAAAGGGUGACCUGCAAACCAUUAUGAAGCUCCACCAGUGUAUCAGGGAUUUUUGUGCAGUAUCUGGCCUUGAAGAAAAUGCAGAUAAAUCCUGUAUCUUUUAUGGUGGUGUCCAAGAUUCUGUCAAAGCUUCAAUUAACUCUCUGCUUGGCUUUACUGAAGGUACAUUCCCCAUCAGAUAUCUGGGUAUGCCUCUAAUAAGUAAAAGGUUGUCUUUUGUAGAUUGUAGUCCUCUAUUCAGCAAAAUUACCAGUCAGUUUCAAAAAUGGAUGAAAUUCAAAAAUCUAUCAUAUGCUGGUAAAAUUCAAGUUAUCAAGGGUGUAAUUCUUGGUAUUCAAACUUUUUGGACUUCAAGCUAUAUCUUACCUACCAGUGUGCUCCAGAAGAUUGAUGAUAUGUGCAGGAUUUUUUUAUGGGGUGAUGCCAGAAUUCCGCUAGUCUCUUGGGAAAAAAUCUGCACUGGAAAAAAAUAUGGAGGACUUGAUAUUUUCUCAGCUUCAAUCUGGAAUGCUGCUACUGCUUUAAGGAAUAUAUGGUUUAUUCAUAUGAAUAAGGAGUUAUUAAGGAUCAAGUGGAUUCAUGGCAAUUACUUAAGAACCAAUGAUAUUUGGCAAGUUCAAACAAAGACUGGUGAUUCCUGGACCUGGAAACAAAUGAUCAAGAUUAGAGAUAGAGCUUCGAUACAAUGUGGUGGAAUAGAUAACCUGAGGAAGCUCAUUGGUGAUUGUUACAAAAAUACAAAGAUCAAGAUCUCAACACUAUAUACUGCAUUAUCCCCUGCUGCUCUAAUGGUACCAGUUGCUUGGUACAAUACUGUUUGGGAGCCAUUGAACUUCCCCAAACAUUCUUUCAUUUAUUGGAGUCAAGGAACCACCUGUUCUUUGAGUGUGUAUACUCGAAAGAAGUAUGGAUUAAGAUCAUGGACUAGUUGGAAUUUAAAUGGAAAGCCUGUAACUGGGAAAUUCUAUUAG